Molecule: messenger RNA, 1225 nt
Organism: Leptonychotes weddellii (Weddell seal)
Lineage: Eukaryota; Metazoa; Chordata; Mammalia; Carnivora; Phocidae
Gene: GJB4
Product: gap junction protein beta 4
Biological process (GO): cell-cell signaling
Cellular component (GO): connexin complex
Molecular function (GO): gap junction channel activity
Source: RefSeq, a predicted model, not a curated record
UGAGGAACAAAAGCUGCCUCCGGGAGGCCCCCAGGCAGACGGACCAGGGACCGGAGAGUCGCUGCUAGACCCAGGAAAGGCUCUCCCAGCCUCGCGGCCCCCACGCCACAAGUGGGUGCUCACGGGUGCUGACGGUCCACGUGCGGAAGCAAGGACACUGUCAGCAUGAACUGGGCAUCCCUGCAGGCCCUCCUGAGCGGCGUGAACAAGUACUCCACAGCGCUGGGCCGCAUCUGGCUGUCGGUGGUGUUCAUCUUCCGCGUGCUGGUGUACGUGGUGGCGGCCGAGGAGGUGUGGGAUGAUGAACAGAAGGACUUCGUCUGCAACACCAAGCAGCCGGGCUGCCCCAACGUCUGCUACGAUGAGUUCUUCCCCGUGUCCCACGUGCGCCUCUGGGCCCUGCAGCUCAUCCUGGUCACCUGUCCCUCGCUGCUCGUGGUCAUGCACGUGGCCUACCGCCAGGAGCGCGAGCGCAAGCACCGCCUGAAGCACGGGCCCAACGCCCCGUCCCUGUACAACAACCCAAGCAAGAAGCGAGGCGGGCUCUGGUGGACAUACCUGCUGAGUCUCAUCUUCAAGGCUGCUGUCGACAUCAGCUUCCUCUACAUCUUCCACUGCCUCUACCAGGAUUAUGACAUGCCCCGGGUGGUGGCCUGCUCCGAGUCACCUUGCCCCCACACGGUAGACUGCUACAUCUCCCGACCCACAGAGAAGAAGGUCUUCACCUACUUCAUGGUGGCCACAGCUGUGAUCUGCAUCCUGCUCAACCUCAGUGAGGUCACCUACCUGGUGGGCAAGAGGUGCCUGGAGACCUUCAGUCCGAGGCGGAAGCGGUCUCGGCACCGGGACCACCUGCCUGACACGUGCCCCCCGUAUGUCCUCUCCCAGGGGGAGCACCCCCAAGAUGGGAACUCUGUCUUAAUGAAGGCUGGGUCGGCCACCGUGGAUGCAGGUGGGUUUCCAUAACCUGUGAGGUCGGUAGCGAGGACCACCAGGGCCGUGGUCUGGUCCCUAAAGCCACGGCAGGGCGGUGGCAUCUUUUCCGCGGCAGGGCAGGUGGGGAAGACGGUUGCAGGGCUCAGGAAGCCCCCCCAGGGGACAGUGCUUGAGAGCAGUUUGGUCUCUGGGUCCCGAGCGCCAGGGGAGGGAGGUUGACGGCUGGUGGGAAUUUUGUAUAUGGUAAUAGAAUAUGUGAAAACCGUCAAUAAAUAUGAUUUUCCCAGUG